AUGGCAUGGACAACCCGCGAGCUCGAGAUCUUGCAGACAACAUCACGAGUCUCCUCCGUAUUUUCACUGUUGGGGGCCAGCUUCAUCAUCAUCACUUUCUGCUCAUCAAGGUCGUUCCACAGGCCCAUAAACCGCCUAGCGUUUUUUGCAGCGUUUGGGAACAUCCUGACGAACGUGGCAACGAUAACAUCGAGAGAGGGAAUUACGCAUGGGAAUAGCUCGGGAUUGUGUAAAGCUCAGGCGGCAUUCAUUCAAUGGUUUAUGCCUGCGGAUGCGUUAUUUUGUCUAGCAAUGGCUCUCAAUGUCUACCUCACCGUCUUCAAAAAGUACACAACCAAACGUCUCAAGAAUCUCGAACUCACUUAUGUCCUUACCUGCUAUGGCAUUCCGUUCAUUCCCGCGAUAGUAUUCUUAUUCCCCAAAGACCAUGUAGGAACACCUAUAUAUGGGUCCGCAACACUCUGGUGCUGGAUCUCUAACGAAUGGCAAUUCCUUCGCAUCGCCGGCUUCUACGGACCAGUGUGGAUUGUACUCCUCCUCACCCUAAUUAUCUAUAUCCUCGCCGGCCGCGUAAUCUUCAACCUCCGAGACUCGCUCCGCAAAUUCGCCGGUGCCGAGCACACAAGCUCCAGUCACACAGGACCUACUAGAGACACAUUGGGUACACGGUCAUCGUCAGUGCGGCCCGGGUCGAUAUCUCCGGGGCCGGUACAUGACAGCGGGGUCCCGGCGGUGGUCAAUCCGCUCACAAGCUACUCGUGCACAAUAUCGUCUGGUAGCGGGGGGAAGGAGCCGCCUCUCACAGUUACGAGGACGAGGAAUAGCGGUGUGGAGGCAAAUACAGCGGCGUGGGCGUAUUGUCGGUGUGCAAUGCUAUUCUUUUUGGCACUGAUUAUCACUUGGCUGCCGUCAAGUAUAAACAGAAUAUACAGUCUCAUCCACCCUGACUCGACAAACUUUGGCCUCAACUUCGCCGCAGCGCUCGUGCUCCCGUGCCAGGGCUUUUGGAACGGGCUUAUCUACAUUGUCACCACCCUCCCAGCUUGUAAGGAGUUCAUGGGAAAUAUAUGGAAGAAGAUUGUGCUACCGUUUGAGGCAAUGCAAAGAAAGCUGGCCGCUAGUAGAAGACGUUCGAAGGCGAGUAGUUUGGAUUCAUUGAAUCCGGCUUGA
Morchella importuna is the source of this 1170-nucleotide messenger RNA. RefSeq lists its product as uncharacterized. The transcript is spliced from 5 exons. Gene Ontology annotation, molecular function: G protein-coupled receptor activity. The coding region runs from base 1 to 1170 and encodes 389 amino acids. Lineage: Eukaryota; Fungi; Ascomycota; Pezizomycetes; Pezizales; Morchellaceae. The record is from RefSeq and is a predicted model, not a curated record. Gene Ontology annotation, cellular component: plasma membrane. Gene Ontology annotation, biological process: cell surface receptor signaling pathway; adenylate cyclase-activating G protein-coupled receptor signaling pathway.